AUGGACGUGGACGAAAAUAUGCACUGUUGCCCUCGGCAUUUUAUUCACCGUUUAAGCACAGAGGACAAUCUACCUCCUGUGCUGAAGUGCCUCAAGCCAGGCGAUGAACUUCUAGAAGCAAACGGAAGACCGCUGUAUGGAAGAAAUUACACGGACGUCAUCGAGAUCCUAAAAGCUCUGCCACAACACGUCACGAUGAUAUGCGCAAGGAAGCGGAAAAUUUCCACCACUAACUUUUACCAGCCAACGGAUCCGGUGGAUGUGUAUGAAAUUCAUGCAGCCGACGAAAAGUUGUUCAAAGCAAAAUCUGAAGUUCAGCUACUCGAAUCCUGCCGAAAAAGCUUCGACUUGGAGGAGAAAAUUUUAUUUUGGCGUUCACGUUCGUUGGAUACGCUCGAGAACUUGGCCAUCUGGUCGAACGUUCCGGACGUAAUCGAACUUGAAAAAGGCGACCGAGGACUUGGAUUUUCUCUCCUGGAAUAUCAGAGUGUCAACAAUCCAACUGCAAGGGCAGUUGUUAUCCGGUCACUCGUUCCAAGAGGCGCUGCUGACUUGGACGGUAGAAUAUUGCCCGGAUAUCGCCUGGUUUCGGUCAACGACGUGGACUUGCGCAAUGCCUCGCUUGAAACUGCGUCGGAAGCUUUGAAGAUGGCGCCAAGAGGAAAAGUUAAGCUGGGUAUUGCGAAACUCUUAACCCAGCUGGAAUCGGUAUGUUACGUCAUCGCCUUCGUUUGGAGUUUGGCUAUAGGACGUUAA
Molecule: messenger RNA, 756 nt
Organism: Soboliphyme baturini
Lineage: Eukaryota; Metazoa; Nematoda; Enoplea; Dioctophymatida; Soboliphymatidae
Source: the annotation of a GenBank genome assembly